This is a messenger RNA of Acaulospora morrowiae, 2403 nucleotides long. Lineage: Eukaryota; Fungi; Glomeromycota; Glomeromycetes; Diversisporales; Acaulosporaceae. The record is from the annotation of a GenBank genome assembly.
AUGAAUAUCAAAAAUCUUAUCAAACAUCCUACCUUUAAAAAAUACUUUUAUUACGUCACUCUCUUAGCAGCAAUUUACUCUCUUGUAACCGAUGCCAUUUUUCUCUUAAAUCUGAUCAUCGGGAAUGACCGAUGCUCAUCAUUUGAAAAUAACAAGUCCCUGAUUAGUGAUGUGCUUCGGAGAGAAACUAACAUUGCAAAUUGGGAUACCUCAUAUAAUAUUACCUACCCUUAUUAUAAUCAUUAUUUUCCAGAGAAUGCAACCGUAUUUGACAGUCUGACAAUUAAUCGUGGAAAUUAUUUUAAUACCUUUGUAAUGUUUGACGAUUUGAAUAAGGGGUUCAAAUCCUAUGCUGGUAUGGUGGGCACUGUAGACACAUCUUUUCAACCUAUUACCCUUGUUGCCGCAGCCGAUAACAGUACUACCAGUUAUUUUUUCAUCCGUAAAGGUGAUCUAAACCUGAAGUCAGUGUGUCAAGACAUAAUACCCAAUUGCUUUGUGAAAAAGCAAAUUCAUUUCCCUUCUGCUGCGUUCACGUUUAAUACUAAGGAUGAUUUCUACAAUACUGGUGGUGUCAGUUUUUCCUUUUUUAUGCAAAACAAAAAAAACAUUGACAAUUUCACCUUCAACAUUGAUCCGGAUCUUCACUUAUACGUUUGUCAAUAUGCUGAAAAUCCUAAAUUUUCUUAUAGCUGGGCUAAGAAAUAUGGCACCGCAGUUGGUAUAAUUUUAGUUACGCUGGAAUCGUUCAAGGCCGCAACUUCUUUAAUUUCAAAGUGCAUAGGGGAUGCUAUGCCGAGUCUUGUUAAUUUUUCAAACAAUUCGCCGAUAUGGUUCUUUUUAUUGACUAAGGAUAAAUAUGGAGAUAAUAGGAAAACAUUAGAAACUGCAAUGAACCUUGAAGAUGCAAAUAGUCUUCAGAUUAUUUGUGAUACAUUUCUGCAUUCAAUGCCCAUGCUGGUGUUAACAGUUCAAAGUAUCACAUAUCGAUUCAAUGAGAUUCGUGUACCUCCUCCUACUAUUUCCAUUUUAUCUUGCGUUGGCAGUUGUGUUAUGCUAUCAAUCUCACUUUUUCGUAUAUAUGUUGCUGUCAAGGUUGUAGUUCCAGAGCAAGUUCAGGAAUUUAAAGCGGAGAUGGCCCAAUAUUUUAAUACUUAUCCACAGAAAAGGCAACAAGACUUCAAGAAUUUGACUUUUGCUUUGGUAGAUUGUGUAAUCAACCUCUUUCCAUUGAUUUUUAUGAUUUCUUUAGCAGUCAAAGAAUUUAAUAGCAUCUUUAUUUUCAUCAUCCCGAUCUUAAUUGCUCUUUGUAAGGUAUUAAUUUGCAUGUCCAUGUUUUGGUCACCACGUUUGCGAGGGCCUUUACCACAUCCAAUUAUGUUUUCUUUCGCUUUAAAUAGUCCGAUUAUGCCUUUCUUCUGCAUCAUUUCUUCAUCAAUUCGACAAUUAACUACCAUAAUAGCUGUCAGUGGUGUAACUGCUUGGAUCAGUUGGCCAAUGGACUUUAUAAGCAUUGAUUUGCCUAUUUUAGUGGUGCUCAUUAUGAUGAAAGUAUUUGGUUACGGAAACAGUCAAGAUGUAUCCCUUAUUCAACAGAACCAUGCACUAGUUAUUUUAGCUACUUUUUAUCUAGUAUGGAGGAUUAUCUCAGGUUUAUGGUACACACGGAAUUGUAUCACCACGCAAGCUAGAGAAGACAAAGUUAACUCUCAUUCAACAAAAGAAACUUAUCCCUUUUUCCAUACUUCAAAAAACCGGAUAGGGUUUGGAAUUUUCUUCUAUUCUUUAUGUAAACUCGCAAUUUGGGUGACAGGCUUGCGAGCCAUCAUUUCUAUGGUUUUCACGUCACAACCUCCACCACCAAUUCCUGAAGCCUUUGUUACUGCUUCGCCUAAGAUUCUAAUGGUUCUUGGAUUGAUUAUUUACCUUUGUUUGGACCUCAUUGGUUCUUUGGCGCUGUUAAUUUCAUACUAUGGUCGCUUUUCUACUAGGACCAUUUCAUUGUAUAUCAAUUCGUCCUUUAUUUCGUUUUUUUACACAUUUCUUGGUCAUCACUUUCGAACCGAAUUCACUAAUGCUGCAAAAGAUCAUAUGGAUACUUCAUUUCUUUGGAUGCAACGUGACAUGGUGUUAAUUUCUUCGUUUCUUUUCGUCUGGCCAGGGUUUGGGUUUGGAUAUUAUCCUUAUGGGUUUGACGAUAAGUACACAUGGUGGUCGUGGUAUGGCUGGGGGUUUGAUGUCACAACACAAACGGGGAUGAGAAAUGAUGCUGAAUGGUACUGGAGCUUUUUUGGGUUGGUUAGUUCAAUAUUAGGGUUUCUUUAUUGCUUACUUUCGCAUAUUGUGAUUUUGCGUGCAAGGAUCCUGGCGCGUGUGAAUCAUAUAACUGAAAUUCCAAAAUAA